UUCCUGUUCUCUGCUGCUUCCGUCCUCUCCUUGUGACCCGUCCCCUUUCUAAUUCGUUGAGACUCCCCAGCCCACCAGGAGUGACGGAGUCUGUCCUUGUUCCUUCCCACUGCAAAGGCCGACUGUCCCCAAUGAGAAGAGAGUCAGGUCAAGGCCUCCAGAGAGCAGAGGUUUGAGGGGCAUAGAGCCAACGCCCUAAACACAUUUUCCACCCACCCUUCUCACUCCAACAGCACAUAUUCAUACACACACACACUCGAUGCGGGACCAAGAUGGGAAACGGAGCAGAAGAGGAUUAUAACUUUGUCUUCAAGGUGGUGCUGAUAGGGGAAUCUGGAGUGGGGAAGACCAACCUAUUGUCAAGAUUCACACGAAAUGAGUUCAGCCAUGACAGUCGGACAACCAUUGGGGUGGAAUUCUCUACUCGAACUGUGUUGCUAGGGACAGCAGCUGUCAAAGCCCAAAUCUGGGACACAGCUGGGCUGGAACGAUACCGUGCCAUCACUUCAGCGUAUUACAGAGGGGCAGUUGGGGCCCUGCUGGUAUUUGACCUAACCAAACACCAGACUUACACCGUGGUGGAGCGCUGGCUGAAGGAGCUGUAUGACCAUGCAGAGGCCACCAUCGUCGUCAUGCUGGUGGGCAAUAAGAGUGACCUGAGCCACGCAAGAGAGGUGCCCACCGAUGAGGCUCGCAUGUUUGCUGAAAAUAAUGGACUCCUGUUUAUUGAAACCUCAGCUCUUGACUCCACUAAUGUAGAGCUGGCCUUCGAAACUGUCCUCAAAGAGAUUUUCACCAAGGUGUCCAAGCAGCGGCAGAACAAUGCCCGUGCCAAUGCAAUCACUCUGGGCAGUGCCCAACCCGGGCAAGAGCUGGGGUCUGAGGAGAAGAAGGCUUGUUGUAUCAGCCUCUGAAGCCAGCUGGUGACCUGAGUAUCUUGGCCUGAAGCCUCUCCCAUUUGACCUGAAUUUCCCAUCAUUCUCUCCCCAUGAGUCUCAGCCCCUUCAGUUACACCCUCCGCUAAGCAGAGGGAGAGAGAGGGACCCAAAUGUCUAGAAAGCCAUUCCUGGUUGGCUUUGGGGAUCUGUGACUGAUCACUUUCUUAGAGUGUUAGGGGAGUUUCUAUAGCCUAAUUCCACACCCCUUCCGUAUUACUCCUGUAUGUCCGUUCUCCUGUACACAAGAUUAAUUAGCUUCUGGGAUAUUUCUGUGCCCUUUGAGAAGGUCACCUAGCCCUAAGCACCUCGCUCUCACUCAUCCAGGAAUCCAGGACUCCAUUGCCUGCUUUUUUUGCUGUGUUCCCCUGAGCCCCUCCAGCAAUGCCCCCCCUCCCCAUCCCACCAAUAAAAACUGUUUUGUAACAAGGGC
Messenger RNA from Vombatus ursinus (common wombat), 1368 nucleotides. RefSeq names its product RAB25, member RAS oncogene family (gene RAB25). The transcript is spliced from 5 exons. The record is from RefSeq and is a predicted model, not a curated record. Lineage: Eukaryota; Metazoa; Chordata; Mammalia; Diprotodontia; Vombatidae. Gene Ontology annotation, cellular component: recycling endosome. Gene Ontology annotation, molecular function: GTPase activity; GTP binding. Gene Ontology annotation, biological process: exocytosis. Bases 273 to 914 code for a protein of 213 amino acids.